Messenger RNA from Schizophyllum commune H4-8, 2700 nucleotides. RefSeq lists its product as uncharacterized. The transcript has 5 exons. Gene Ontology annotation, biological process: protein phosphorylation. NCBI's taxonomy places the organism in Eukaryota, Fungi, Basidiomycota, Agaricomycetes, Agaricales, Schizophyllaceae. The record is from RefSeq and is a predicted model, not a curated record. Bases 1 to 2463 code for a protein of 820 amino acids. Gene Ontology annotation, molecular function: protein kinase activity; ATP binding.
AUGGCCAAGAAGAAGCACAUCGACACACCGUACAAGGCGGCAUCAGCUCGCACGUCCAAAUCGAACAAGAAGAAUCUCGCUCAGAACCGCGACAGACACAUGAGGUCGGCACAGAACCACACGCGCGCGUCGCCGCUGUCUUCGUGGUUCAAGGCAUACGCCAAGGAGUGGACGAUCGUCGACGGCGCAGACAUGGACAGCAUCGUCGAUCACCUGGUGAAGGCCAAGCACCUCAGCGUCGGCACAGAGGGCCAGUGGACGGCAGUGCCGCGCAAGCGCCGGGAUGGUACGAACGAGAACUCGCACUUCGCCGGCAUGGAGAAGAUCUGGGAAUCCGUGCUCAACGCCGCCGAGGAGGUUUUGCCAGACCGCUUCUCGCGCGACAAGCGCACGCUCAAGUUCUCCUGUCGGCCCAACAACGAGACCUACUCGGAGGUCAAGGGCGGGUCGGCGCGCGUCGAUGCGAUCAGCCAGCUCUGCGAAUCGUCGUACCCGACGAAUACGCAGUAUGCGCUCCCGGGAAGCGCAAAGAAGGCGCCGCUCAGGUACAACGCGGACGCCGCGACCGCCGGGGACGACGCCGACCUUGGCCAGCAGGCGGUCGUCUUCACGGCCGACGUGGCCGUCACAUACGAGUGGAAGUUGGAGCAGAAUGCCGAGGCGAUCGCGAACAACGACGCACAGACGAUAGGCGCGACCGGCCACAUCAUGUUCAACGACGUAACGAGAGCCUGGCAUUACUCUGUCACCAUAGAGAAGGCGAGCGUGCGGCUGUGGUGCCACUCGCGCGGGCAUACUGGCAUGUCGAAGCGCUUCGACAUGCAUACGGCGCCUCGAGAGCUCAUCCACUUCAUCCUCUUCUCGACGUACUCUACCAAAAAGCAGCUCGGCUUCGAUCCUAGGACGACGCGUGUCAUCGACGACAAGGGCCAGCUGCAGUAUCGGUUCACGGUCAGGAGAAUCGACUCCGAUGACCCGGACGACCAGUACCUCGUCUGGCAGACGACAAGAAUCCUCGACGAACGGAGCGCAGGCGAGCUUUACUCCCGCGCGAUGCGCGUCUACGCCAUCAAACCCGUCGGGGAGGACGGCAAGGUAGUCCAAGGUGCUCGGGAGCGCGUCAAGCGCGAUUUCUGGGUCUUCGCGCACACGAAGCAGGAGAAGGUCAUCCAGCAGGAUAUCCUCAAGAAGAUCGCUGCAAGUCUCGAGCCCGGCGAGGAUCUCCACGACAUCGAGCAGCACUUCAUGCGGUUCCUGACGGACGAAAUCGUCGCUGAGGCCCCGCCUCCCCCCGCGGAUUCCGAACGGUACUGGUUCGCUGAUAGGCGCAACCCUGCGGGGAAGCAGUCGUCCAAAGCCCGCAUCACGAACAACUCUCUGCGUUCCGAGGCGGGCGAGGGCGGCCCCUCCGGAUCCGAGGAUGAGGACGAGGAUGAGGAUGAGGAGCUCGAGCUGCACGGCAAAGUUCGCAUUGAAUCCAUAUACGACGAGCUAUGCGAGGAUAUGUACCACGUGGACGAUCCGGCCGAGUACUUCUAUGCGCUCAGCAUAUGCGUCAAGAUCCUCUCUUAUCUGCGCCGCGCUGGGUAUCUUCACCGAGACAUCAGUCCGGGGAAUUUUCUGCUCUAUUUCCUCGCGCGCCAGGCGACGGCCGUCUCGAAGCGCUUUGUCAUCAAGAUUGCCGAUCUGGAGUAUGCGAAGGAGUAUUUGACUGUCUCUCGGCACGACCCCAUCACUGGAACCGCACAAUACAUGGCCGUCGAGGUUCAAUCGCGUUCGCACCUCCUUGUACCGCUCGAGCAAGUCCUUGUCCCCGCGACAGAUUUCUUCUCGUACAACCCAUAUCAUGACCUGGAAUCUGUCAUGUGGAUGGCGUUGGCAUUCGUUAUGUCCCGUAUGUCUCUGACAAUUCUUCGCGAGGAGAAUUGGCAAGAUCUCGCGGACGCUGUGGCUGGCAUGGCCUCGGAUGCCGCACGUGUCUUCGUGAAUAACAUUUGUGGAUCAUCGGCCCGCAACGCACUCGUCACCGAAUCUGGCCCAAAAGUGGAUUUGCAGGAGAAUCUAGAGUCUCUAUAUGGCGAGGCCUCACCGGUCACCACGCUGCCAAAUCUUCUUCAAGAUAUCUGGCUUGCGUAUUCCGCGCUUCAGAGCAAAUCCGCGAAGCAUGUCACCAAUAAUCGAUACAACCUCAGCUGCUUCGACGACCGACUGUAUCGCAAGCUGCGCGUCGGCUUCGAGACUAUCAGCAACCACUUCGUCGAAAGCGCAGAGCCUCUUGUGCUGCUGUCACAGAUCGAUCGCACUACCGGUAACUUGAUCCCUGAUCAUGGGACACUCAAGAAAGGUGGUAAAGCGAAGGUGGCUUCCCAGGCUUGUACGGUAUCAUUUGCGACGAAGCGCAAGGCCGACGAGCCGCCUGCUACUGCGCAGCCUUCCGAAGCCAAACGUUCUCGAUCUCGUUGACAUGGCCACGAAUAUCUCUCACCAUGUGUGUAACAGACUUCGAGUCCUUGUUCAGAUACAUCCUGGUCUCCUAAUUGUAUACUUGUUUACUGCUCGCAUUUAUUUUCUACUUGCGAUUGAUAAUAGGAAGGUCACCCUCAGUGCGUUCCGCGUAAGAAUGUGUCCUGUCUUCAGACGGAAAGAUGAUAGGGAAGGCACCAUUGACACACCUAUGUCUCUGCCCUGCUGAUGAUCCCG